AAUUAAAGUUAGAAUCCAUAAGUUAUUAAAGUUAGAAUUGUUAUUGAGAAUUCAAAGUUAGAAUUAGUUGGGAUUGUGCUUUUCAAAAUUAUAUUAAAGUUAGAAUUUAUAAAUUAUUAAAGUUAGAAUUGUUAUUGAGAAUCCAAAGUUAGAAAUGGUUGGGAUUGUGUUUUCUUAAGUUAUAUUUUAAGUCAGAAUUCUUAAGUUAUAAUAUAUUUCUAUAACCUCAAUAAUUUGUGGGUAUAUUUUUGUAGAUGGAUCGUAUGUGGAUGUAUAAUAUGAAUAAUAGUAAUCGUGUGGGUGUACAUGAUGAAUUUGUUGAAGGUGUUGAUGGGUUUAUCAAACAUGCAAUGACACUUUACCCUUUUCAAAAUGAAGGGGUAAUUAGGUGUCCUUGUUCUCAUUGCCGGUGUAUGAAGUAUUUGAAACCGGAAGCGGUUAGGGUUCAUUUAUAUAGUCGUGGGUUUAAGCAGAAAUAUUAUGUUUGGACUGAUCAUGGAGAGACUGAUGGGGUCAAUGGUAUAUUUUACAAUAUGGUUGUCGGUGAAAGUAGUGUGUCGCAGGAAUAUAGUCACGUCCAAUAUGAUAGAGUUAAUGAUAUGGUUAAUGAUGCUUUUGGCGUACAGUCUGGGUUUGAACCUGAGCAAAAUUUUGAGGAACCUCCUAAUGAAGAAGCAAUGCGCUUCUAUCAAGAAUUAGAAGAGGCUAGUCAUCCACUUUGGGUAGGGAGUCAGCAUUCUAAGUUGUCUAUUGCAGUUAGAAUGAUUAACAUCAAAUCAGAUUGGACUGUUGCUGAAGCUGCUAUGGAUUCAAUGAUUAAGCUUGUAGGGGAACUAGUUAGUCCGGAAUUCGAUAUACCUAAGAGUUACUAUGAAGCAAAGAGAUUGGUUUCCAAAUUAGGAUUGUCGUAUGAUAGAAUUCAUUAUUGUCCAAACGGUUGUAUGUUGUUCUAUAAGCAAGAUGUUGAUUUAAAUGAAUGUAAAAUAUGUGGACAUGCGCGUUAUAAGCGGACACCAAGUGGGAAGACGGUUCCAAUUAAGGCGAUGCAUUAUUUACCUAUUAUACCUAGGUUAAAGAGGUUGUUUGCAUCGCCGAGUUCUGCUCCUCACAUGAGAUGGCACAGCGAAAAUAGAAGGCCACCUGGUGUUAUGUGUCAUCCAUCGGAUGGAGAAGCGUGGAAACAUUUUGAUAGAACUUAUCCUGAUUUUGCUAGUGAAUCAAGAAACAUUCGUUUGGGUUUGUGUGCGGAUGGUUUCACACCAUACUCUGUUUCGGCUGCACCCUAUUCUUGUUGGCCUGUAUUUCUUACUCCAUAUAAUCUACCGCCUGAGAUGUGUAUGACAAGUCCCUAUAUAUUCCUAAAUUGUGUUAUCCCUGGUCCUCGUAAUCCAAAAGUUUUGAUUGAUGUCUAUCUACAACCUUUGAUUGAUGAGUUAAAACAAUUGUGGUGUGAAGGUGUAGUGACAUAUGAUAUAUCAACUAAGGCAUAUUGGCAAACUCCUGAGUUUAUCGCCAAGUCUGAGCAGGCAAAGGCUGCCCGUGCAUCCCAGAAAGGUGGCUCUUUGCACACUGCGGGUGCAAGAAGUCAGGGGCACGUGGCUAGGACAAUGAAAAAAGCUACGGGACAGAUGCCAACUCAGGAUCAGCUAUUCCUAAAGACCCAUACAAAAAAGAAGAAGCACGAGUCGGAUCCGACCUUAUGGGUUGAGGACAGGGCUCAUGAUUCCUAUAGGCAAUAUAUGGAUCAUGUGGACCAGUACAGCCAAACUCAGCCUGAGCAUCCGAGCCGUCCUCCACCGGAAUUAGAGAUAGAUUUUUGGUGUAGAACAGUUGGGGGAGUACAAAAGGGUAGAGCGUACGGUCUAGGCCCAAGGAACAACUUAAGUCGCCUUCGGUCAGGAUUGCGAGGUGAAGGGUCUUCUCGACAAGCCGAGGGAGUUGAUGAUGUUCAGGUCGCAGCUAUGGCGCAGCAAAUUGCUGAACUUAAUAGGAAAUUAGCUGAACUGAGGCAAGAAGAGUUGAGGAAAGUAACACCAUGAAAGCGAAUAUUGAAUUGCUAAUGGCACAAGUUAAAAGCCACAUCGCAUGUGGACGUUUUGGUGUGCCCCCUUCUCCCCCUCCCUCUGACCCAGAAGAUGAUGAUGACGGUGAUUUCGUAGCUCGAACACCGGAUGAUCAGUUGUAGUAGUUUGAAUUUAAUAAUGGACUUAUGUUAAAACUAGUUAAUGGUACUUUUGGUUGGUCAUUUAAAUAUUUCAGAACUU
This is a messenger RNA of Lycium barbarum (goji berry), 2264 nucleotides long. RefSeq lists its product as uncharacterized. The record is from RefSeq and is a predicted model, not a curated record. The transcript has 3 exons. Bases 255 to 2039 code for a protein of 594 amino acids. NCBI's taxonomy places the organism in Eukaryota, Viridiplantae, Streptophyta, Magnoliopsida, Solanales, Solanaceae.